Messenger RNA from Pseudocercospora fijiensis CIRAD86, 1095 nucleotides. RefSeq lists its product as uncharacterized. Bases 1 to 1095 code for a protein of 364 amino acids. The record is from RefSeq and is a predicted model, not a curated record. The transcript has 8 exons. NCBI's taxonomy places the organism in Eukaryota, Fungi, Ascomycota, Dothideomycetes, Mycosphaerellales, Mycosphaerellaceae.
AUGGUAUUGUUGACCCUCCCGGCUCGCACCGCGGUCCGCGGCUCGCGGCAGGGAUCUGCUGAACACUUCAACAGAAGCGCGAGGUUAUCAUGUCGUGACUCGUACGACAGCACUCCUUUUCUUGUUGACCUUUGCGCUCCACUAACGCUUUACAAAACGGCCGGAAACCUACUGCUAAAGGUGCCUAUUCCCGUGUCUUACUUUCUGAUCUUCUCGUCUGGAAUCCCACUGACUCCUGCGCUUUCAAUGGCACGCUUUUUGACGAUGACGACUUCUAAUGUAUCGUGCAAAUUGCUCGCUCUGCCUCGUGAGCUCAGAGACCUGAUCUAUCUCAACGUUAUCGAGCAAAGGUUCGAGAGGCCAACAAAGACAUGUCGAACCAUACCUCCUCCAGGCACAGACGGACAGCUCUACCUCUGGACUGAAGAAUGUACGGGAGAGACUCUGCAAUUGACCAAGCACCUUGCUCGAAGUCAUAGAAUACGCUUCGAGCUUGAUAUCCUCGCAAAAGGCUAUAUCUACACUCCAAAGUGGACUCUCCUGAACUAUAGUCUGCAGCCGGGCUCGCCUCUCGAUUUGCAUGUCAAUCUACGCAUUCUCAGCACAGAGGCGUUUCGGCGCAACGGCGGCUGGCCACGACAACCAGGCCAUGCAUUUCGAACACUACUCAACUUCCUAUCUCGCUUCAUCUUCAAUGGCCCCAGUUUCUUGCAUCAUGACCCGGCCUUCUCGACCCCAGGCCCACACUAUAUUCACAAGCUGUCACUUCGAAUAACGUUCCAGGACGAUUAUACUAGGGCCACGCAUGCUGAAACUGUGCACGAGAUUUUUCGAAUGAUGAAAGCGCUUUCCAUGCUGGACACUGUGACACAGUAUAUUGGGAACCUAGUAGUGACCGCGGACUGGACUGUUCGAGGCGAAGAUUUCCAUCGUGAGAGAACAUGGAAUCUGAGUACUGCAUGUCACGAUGCAGAUGGCAUGCUCGACGAGGACGAAUGGGCUUCCGCGGGUUUCCUGUUUGGUAAAGCGUGGGCGAGAAAGUACCGCUGGACGGGCGAUAAAUCGAAGACGCAUCUGCUUCAUGACUAUAAUUGA